GACAGUGUCUGUCUUAGGGGUUGUUUCUGCCUGUAUUUAUAGCACAUGUGUUACCCGUGUGCAGGUGCCAAUUUGGAAGAGCUCUUGCCAGCACUUCUGCUCAGCUCUCUCUUCCUCUGUGUGAAACCCCAGGGUGCUCAAGCAAGCUGAGAACAGAUGUGGCUGUUUUGGGGACCGGACCUGAACCGAAUCCGCUGUGAUGUGCCCUUCACAGAAGCCAUCAACCAAAGGAUGCAGGUUCCCAGGAGACUGAGGGUAGCAGACAGCUUCAGCCCUGUGGAUGAGGAGCUGGUGACAGAGGAUGUCCCUCCUUCCCUUCGGAUGUACAUCCCUGAUAGGAUUUCUCUUGCAGAUACACCAGAUGCCAGUUUGAGGCCCAUGCUGCUGACCCAGGAAAGGGGGGUUCCCUCUGUCACGUCCCUGGACGCUGCACAGCCCACCUGCCGCGGGGAUGCCGCUUACCUGCACAUCACCAGCAGAUCAAGCUCCCAGAAGCGCAAGCGAUUGGGCCACCACAACAGCAAGUCGCGGCGGGAGAAGACUCCAAGUGACAGUGCCCUGCUGGCCACGCACAGCCCAGGCCAGCACCAUCAGCGGCUGGACCCAUGCCCCCUGCCCGUGUGCAGUGCCCCAUUCCCCCUCCUCACGGGGACAGGCAGGAUCUACUCCAUGCAGAACAUCUUCCAGACCAUGUACCUCCUGGGCCAGAUGCUCUUCCACCAGGUCCAGAGCUCCCUGCAAGACCCAGUGCCAUCCAGUGGGAUCCUCACCUGCUGAUGUAUAUGAGAUCAUCCUUCCCUUUCAGCAUUGGCCCUGUGAUACGUAUU
This is a messenger RNA of Strigops habroptila (Kakapo), 827 nucleotides long. RefSeq lists its product as uncharacterized. Bases 157 to 777 code for a protein of 206 amino acids. The record is from RefSeq and is a predicted model, not a curated record. The transcript is spliced from 5 exons. Lineage: Eukaryota; Metazoa; Chordata; Aves; Psittaciformes; Psittacidae.